GCAUCACUUUACAACCCACAGCAUUUCAUGUUUUCCCUCAAGAUUUCCCUCCUCCUUGCCCUGGUUACAAUAACAUGGCACAUUUCCGUCACAGAGUGUGCUGAUCUAAAUCUCAGUGGGGAGGUUGGUGGAAAUGUGACCAUACGCUGCCCUUUCGACAAAGAUAGGAAAAUAUCUUUUUUCUACUUCCAAAAGGGCCACAUGUUUGUGAAUGGCUACUAUGGAGAAAGAAAGAUGGACCAAAAACAAGUCCCGAAAUGGAAUAACACCAGACUUGAUAGAGACAAUAAUACUGUGUACAUGUACAAUUUGACUGUCGCACAUAGCGGUGAUUAUCAGUGCCACAUCAAGUACAGUGAAAGCGAUUUGAUCAAUGAAACAAAAAUACACCUCAGUGUCACAGCAAACUACAGUAAACCUGAAGUCAAACAGUACUGUAGUAGUAAAAACCAGGUAUUUGGUUGCCUGGUGACGUGUGCUUCACAUGGUGGCUACCCUGACCAGGAAAUAGUUUGGAAUGUAGACGGGGCUCAGAUGUGGAAUGUUGUGAACAUCAGUAAAACGAAAGAUCCCCACACCAGGAUGUUCAGCGUCUACAGCUCGGCAUACUACAACUGCUCCAAUGGACCGCUGGAGGCCCUCAGCUGCUCCGUGGGUGCCAUAACCUCAGAGAUGUUCUCAAUAUGUAAACCCAAGGAUCCAUCUGAAGGUGGCUGGCCCUAUAUUACAGAAGUAGCAGCCAUCUUGGCAGUAGUGUUCUUAAUGGUGAUGUUGCUGGUGUGGUGGAAAUGCAGGAAAAGACAGAGAGGAGCAGCAGCAGCAGCACCAGGAGAUGUGAGGGAGAGAGUAGCCUUAAAUGCAACACAAGGAGAGGAAGGAGCUUCUUGUUGAAGAGGAUUAUUCAAGUUGUAUUUGGAUAAUCUACUCACAUGGUUGUUCUAGAAACUAGAACUAAUACUGUAUGUCCCUCAAGUGUAUAAUACAUUUGUGACUGACUGACUUCAUACAUAUCAGAAAUGGCCCUGGCCAGAUGGAGUCAGACUAAGGACCGGAAGCUGUCAACAUUUCUCUGACACUUGUGACUUGUUUGAGGAAGUAUUCUACAUUAGUAUCAUGUUACUGGUGAAGUACAGCGUGUUGAUCUACUGAGAAUAGCUAACUUCUUUAAAAAAAAUGAACUUUUCCAGUGUUCCAGUGGUUAGUGCGGACAUUGUUAUUGCCUAUACUGCAAAACAGUCUCAAUGGAAAACAAUUUCCUCCAGUGAAGACAAAGUCUGAUGAAAUAUAUGUUUUCGUUUUGUUUUAUUGUUGACACUGACCUUUGUGGGGAGAAAUGGGAUCUGUUACACUUGCUACAAGUUUCAGUUUUGGACUGAGUUUUGUCAUUUUAAAAUACAGUAUACUGUUGUUAUUGCACUUUAGAAUUCCCCUUAAAUAGGCAUAUUGCCCCUUCUACAACAUCCUGUUUUCUUUAGUGUUUGGCUUUGUAAUAUAUUGUAUUUAAGACACAUAAUAGAACAGUCAGUACUAGUUUGAAAGUGAUCAAAAGUCACUGUAGUUGCCUCAUUGGUGCCCAGGGUUUUACUCUUUAAUUAGUUUUGUCUAUCAGAAAUUAUCUGUAGCAGAAGCUGUGAAAAAUAUUGAAUCCUAUUUGCACAUAAAUUGGUUCACUGAAGUCUUCCACAAUAGGUUCCAGUAUUCCAAGAUUCCCCUGUAAGGUGCAAUAUUAAAUACAAGGGAAAAGGGGGUUUCUUUUUUGGUUAAAUUGCCGUUACCCCCAUGAUUCAAAUUUUGGUAGUCAAUUUUUUACUCAGGUGACUGUUCUCAUGUGAAAUAUCCAUGUUGUGUGUUUUGCAAAUAUUGUUUUGCUACGUAUUUAUUUCAUAUUAUUUUAUGUUUUUCUUUCUCAAUAUGAAACUGUAAACCGUUUAACCUGUUUACAAUAUUUUCUGGAUAACAAAACCUUCAUUAUUCCUCAUUCUUUAGAAUUAACAAUCUCAAAGGGCUGCUUUCAUUUCCUAAAUUUGUACAAAACACUCUUCUCAUAUGACUUUGUCUUGUUUGUUUGUCAUUUCACAUAACCCUGUAUGUCUAUUUUUUCUUUGGGACCAAACUAUGUUAUCAAUUAAACUUGUGUAAUUUAAUUCUUAUCGUUCACUCACUUCACUAUAUGUCAGAAUAUUGCUAUUUGAACUGCUGUAGGAGAUUGCA
Morone saxatilis (striped sea-bass) is the source of this 2211-nucleotide messenger RNA. RefSeq names its product CD276 antigen. Lineage: Eukaryota; Metazoa; Chordata; Actinopteri; Moronidae. Gene Ontology annotation, cellular component: external side of plasma membrane. Gene Ontology annotation, biological process: T cell costimulation; cell surface receptor signaling pathway; positive regulation of T cell proliferation. The record is from RefSeq and is a predicted model, not a curated record.